Molecule: messenger RNA, 665 nt
Organism: Mugil cephalus (flathead mullet)
Lineage: Eukaryota; Metazoa; Chordata; Actinopteri; Mugiliformes; Mugilidae
Gene: lsm8
Product: LSM8 homolog, U6 small nuclear RNA associated
Exons: 4
Coding region: 154-444 (96 amino acids)
Biological process (GO): mRNA splicing, via spliceosome
Cellular component (GO): precatalytic spliceosome; U4/U6 x U5 tri-snRNP complex; U6 snRNP
Molecular function (GO): RNA binding
Source: RefSeq, a predicted model, not a curated record
CUGCUCCGUAGAUCUGUGCUCGGUUAAUCCGGUCUUCGCUCUUCUCCUUCCGGUGUGUUUUUCAGUUCGUAGUGAACCGGUGGAAAACAUUCACCGACGGCCGCGUUGGAUUAAUAACGGAAUAAAUAAAUAUUUAAUAAACCGGGAGGAAACAUGUCCACCGCCCUGGAGAGCUACAUUAACCGUACUGUGGCCAUAGUCACCUCAGACGGAAGAAUGAUUGUGGGGACCCUGAAGGGCUUCGAUCAGACCAUCAACCUGAUUCUGGACGAGAGUCAUGAGCGCGUGUUCAGCUCCAGUCAAGGGGUGGAGCAGGUGGUUCUGGGACUUUACAUCGUCCGCGGAGACAACGUGGCUGUGAUCGGGGAGAUCGACGAGGAGACGGACUCCACCCUGGAUCUAGGAAACAUCAGAGCCGAGCCCCUAAACUCCGUGGUCCACUGACCUCUGACCCCCCCGACACCCCAUCCCAUCCCUGGACCGCCGUCUCCAUGGUAACGGAUGAAGGCCCGGCUCCGUGCGUCCGACAGGAGUUUGUUUUCUCUUUGUAUUUUUUUAUAAAUAAAAUAAAAAGACUUGUUGAUGUUGAUAAAUGGACUUUUGUGUUCUGUUUUUGUCAAAACUGGGAUUGUUUAAUAAAGUUUCAUUUGUUGUAAAAAAAAAAA